AUGUUACUUUCAGAUCUCAGAAAAUGCUCAGAACUGGAAGAUUUUGAUCCCUGUGCUGCCUACCCAUCAGAUCGUGGACAUUUCAGAGAGAGGUUAUCUGAUGAUUUGGUUGAAGUUCUGGUCAAGGCUGGCAGCUGCCAACCAAACACAAUCAUAAAUACCCAGGGUGGACGAAAGUUUAAUCCUGCACUGUACUACUACAGGCAAGUAUACAAUGUGUGUUAAUUUGUAUUUCAAUGUGCGCAUUGUUAGUGUUAAUCAUUGAUUAAAAAUUCUUUGGGAAAUUUUUAUUAUAAAUAUAUUUUGAAAGGAAUGUAUAAGUAAAAAGUUUUAUACCUUUCUGUGUAGGGAUUUGAAGUUGUUUUCAGUGAAAAGGAAUUGGUUCAGCUGCUCUGAGAAAUUGGGCAUUGUAUACUGUCACAAUUGUUGGUUGUUAGCAAAGGAUACAUCAAGGAACAAAGAUACUCCAUGGAUAGAUGGUUUUCUUCCCAACACUAAUCACCUGAAGCAGCAAAUUGAAACACAUGAAGAAAGCAUGACGCAUAAAGAAGGUACGAAGCACUAUGCCCAGAUCAAAGCAGGCAAGGGAGUCAGCAAGCUUAAUGAAGCUGGAAUUGCAAAAGCCAAGAAUUUCUGGCGUGAGGUUUUACACAGAAUAAUAGUGAUCAUAUUGACUUUAGCCAGUCUGUCUCUGCCUUUACGGGGACACAGGGAAUUUGUCGAAAACGGAAAUUGGUUUGGUUAACAUGCAGUUGAAAGUAGGUGAUGGUUAUCCUUACUUUCGAGAGCUUGUUGAGUCUAAAUCUCACAAAUGUAGAUAUUUAUCUCCGAGUAUCCAAAACGAAAUAAUUGAAAUUCUUAGUAAUGCCACUCGACUCAAACUCGUUGAUAAAAUAAAAACUGCCCCCUGUUAUACUCUUAUUUUUGACACUAGAAGCGAUAUCUGCCGGGUUGACCAAAUCUCAAUUGUGGUAAGAUGGGUAGACGUUGAAGCAGCAGAAGCUGUUGAGACGUUUUUGGGGUUCCUUCCUGCCAAACAAGGAGGAACUGCCAAAGCGCUAACAGACACUGUUCUCGACUAUUUGCGACAUAUAACUUUGGAUCCCAAACGAAUAAGGGGCCAGGGAUAUGACGGAGCAAGUGUAAUGAGUGGAAGCAAAGGAGGUGUCAACAUACUGAUCUCAAAUUACCUUAAAAGUGAAGGAGUAACAUCACCCACUCCGUUUGUUCACUGUACUAGCCAUAACCUAAACCUUGUUUUAAAUGAUGCUGUUGAAUGCAAUGCUGAUAGCAUCAACUUUUUUCUGAUCUUGAAGAAAUUUAUAACUUUUUUAACAAAAGCAUCAAUCGAACAGCGGAGCUUAACUGCACUACAAGUGUUGAUAACUCUGCUGAACUCAACGUGAUCAAUGAAUUCAUGGACAGUGUGGUGUCUGACAGUGACAGUGACAGUGACAAUUCUGACGAGACUAGCAUUAAUUCCGGCUCAAUCACCCCCAAAAGGAACAGGAGGAAUGGUAAAAAUAAGUUGACACUGAAGAAACUGUGUGCCACCAGAUGGUCGUCAAGAAUUAACUCUGUAAGAGCAGUAAAGAAUCGAUAUGGUGAUUUGCUCCAUAUGUUGAACAAAUUGAAAGAAAAGAAAGGAAAAGAUAAUGCCAAAGAGCGGGACGAAGCAGGAAAUUUGCACCGCAAAAUGAACAGAUUUGAAUUCGUGAUCAUGCUCAUUAUAUGGGAAAAGUUACUGACAGCAAUUCAGAUCGCCUCAGCUGACUUACAGUCAAUGAAACUGGACUUAUGUAAAGCAGCUAAAGAAUUAGAGAGGGCCCUGUGUAAAGUAAAAGGCAUGCGAGACAAGUGGAAUACGAUCAAAAUGGAAGCUGUGAAAUUUGCGUUGAAAGUCGGCGUCUCGUUUACUUUUACAUUUAAGAGAGUAGGCCGUGUUUCUCGAUUCUUUGAUGAAUUUGCGUCAGACACCAGACCACAGGACCCUGAAGAAAGAUUUACUGUCGAGAUGUUUUACCGAGUGAUCGACACUGCAACCACUCAAUUAGAAGAACGCUUCAAGAGCCAGAACUUUGUUGCCAACGCCUUCAAGUUCGUACUUCCUGGAAGUCUUGCAUCUUUAGACAUCACAGAGAUGCGCAAGUCUGUUAACGUAUUUGUUAACGAAUAUAAAGGAGACAUAUGCAAAGAUGGCGUUGAAGUAGUAGAUUACACAGCUGAUCUUAUGGGUGAAAUUGAAUCGUUUCGCUGGUGUUUCGGAAAUCAAUUGAAGCGUAUGUCAAGUGUUUCCGAGGUACUCGCCCUGUUAAAAGACGUGGACGUGAGUACCUACUCUAAGUUAUUAUCAGCUGUUGUCAUAUUUGUCACUCUCCCGGUCACAGUUGCGAACGCAGAGCGAUCAUUCUCAAAGUUCAAACUUAUAAAGAAUUAUCUGCGUUCAAGUAUUUCUCAAGAUCGUAUGGAUUCAUUGGCCAUCCUUUCUAUUGAGAACAAAGAAGCGUGGUCUUUGAAUAUGGAGAAACUAAUUGAUAAAUUCGCUGAGAAAAAAAGCAAGAAUCAGCAAAUUCAAAGUUUGAACUAUUGUGAAUUGAUCUAUCCUCAGCUUAGACUAUUCGGACAAUUGAAUUUUUGUUCAGUUUUAAAGACUGUUAGGUUGAUAGAAUGA
This is a messenger RNA of Paramuricea clavata, 2671 nucleotides long. NCBI's taxonomy places the organism in Eukaryota, Metazoa, Cnidaria, Anthozoa, Malacalcyonacea, Plexauridae. The record is from the annotation of a GenBank genome assembly.